AUGGCAUAAUCACGGCUGCUGUUGAGAUGAGCCGACUGUGCACGGAAGCAUUGGGGAGAGAUGGAGAAGAUGAAGAUCGGCAGGAGGUUCCAAGGCAAGGUCGCCAUCGUCACCGCUUCGACUCAGGGCAUCGGCUUCGGCAUCGCCGAGCGCCUCGGCCUCGAAGGCGCCUCCGUCGUCAUCUCCUCCCGCAAGCAGAAAAACGUUGAUGAAGCGGUGGAGAAGCUCAAGACUAAAGGAAUCGAAGCGCUGGGUGUGGUUUGUCAUGUAUCAAAUGCUCACCAGAGGAAGAAUCUCGUCGACAAGACCGUCGAGAAAUAUGGGAAGAUCGAUGUAAUUGUGUCUAAUGCUGCUGCCAAUCCAUCGAUAGACACCAUCUUAGAGACUCAAGAAUCUGUGCUUGACAAGCUAUGGGAAAUAAAUGUCAAAGCUCCCAUACUCCUUUUAAAGGAUGCAGCACCAUACUUGCAGAAGGGUUCCUCUGUAAUUUUCAUUGCAUCCAUUGCUGCAUAUCAACCGCAAACGUCCAUGGCUAUGUAUGGCGUGACUAAAACCGCCUUGCUUGGGCUAACAAAGGCCCUUGCUGUUGAGAUGGCACCCGAUACUCGGGUGAACAGUGUCGCUCCUGGUUUUGUCCCGACCCACUUCGCCGAUUUCAUCACUAAGAGCGAAGACACUAGGAAGGCAGUCGAGGAGAAGACACUGCUUAAUAGACUCGGAACAACGCAGGACAUGGCUGCAGCUACAGCCUUCUUGGCAUCCGAUGAUGCCGCUUACAUCACCGGGGAGACACUGGUGGUUGCUGGAGGAAUCCCGUCCAGGCUUUAGUUCCCCCACUAUUUGCCCAGUUCUUGAUUUAUUUGAGAACUUGACAUCUUCGAACAGUACCAGUAAUAAGGCUCUUAGACAGCAGAUUAUUUUUAUAGCUGAAGAACGUUUUUUACAGUAAUGAUGGCCAAAAAUUUCACUGUAAUAAUGAAUCAAAUCACCAGAUUCAUAGAGGUUUCAUGUGAGUGCAAGACUGA
Molecule: messenger RNA, 1025 nt
Organism: Punica granatum (pomegranate)
Lineage: Eukaryota; Viridiplantae; Streptophyta; Magnoliopsida; Myrtales; Lythraceae
Source: RefSeq, a predicted model, not a curated record